Molecule: messenger RNA, 997 nt
Organism: Lontra canadensis (Northern American river otter)
Lineage: Eukaryota; Metazoa; Chordata; Mammalia; Carnivora; Mustelidae
Gene: CA6
Product: carbonic anhydrase 6
Exons: 8
Coding region: 38-997 (319 amino acids)
Molecular function (GO): carbonate dehydratase activity; zinc ion binding
Source: RefSeq, a predicted model, not a curated record
CGCCCCAGGAUCAGCGCGAUUCCAGACCCGUGGCACCAUGACGGCUCUGGUAGCUCUGCUGGCUCUGCUCCUCCUGGGGGCCCAGGCCCAGCACGGGUCUGAGUGGACCUACUCAGAGGGGACGCUGGAUGAACUGCAUUGGCCAAGGGAGUACCCCACCUGCGGCGCGAGGAGACAGUCCCCCAUCAACCUGCAGAGGAGAAAAGUUCAUUACAACUCCUCCCUGACGGCUCUGAACCUGACAGGCUACGGGGUCCAGGCAGACGAGUUCCACAUGAUCAACAACGGCCACACAGUGCAGAUCAGCCUGCCCCCGACCAUGCGCCUGACGGCCCCAGACGGCACCCAGUACACAGCAGAGCAGAUGCAUUUCCACUGGGGUGGAGCGUCCUCAGAGAUCAGUGGCUCCGAGCACACCAUCGACGGCAUCCGAUUUGUGGCGGAGAUUCACAUUGUUCACUACAAUUCUAAAUACGAGAGCUACGACAGAGCGCAGAGUGAACCAGACGGCUUGGCUGUGCUGGCAGCCCUCAUUGAGGUCAAGGAUCACGGUGAAAACACUUACUACAGCAACUUCAUUGCCCACCUGAACAACAUCCGGCAUCCAGGACAAAGCACGGUUCUGAGUGGCGUUGACAUUCUGGACAUGCUCCCCGAGGACGUCCAGCACUACUACAGCUACAGGGGGUCGCUCACCACUCCUCCCUGCACUGAGAACGUCCACUGGUUUGUGCUGGUCCAUCACGUGCCGCUCUCCAGCACACAGAUUUGGAAGCUAGAGAAUUCCAUAGUGGAUCACCACAACAAGACCCUCCACAAUCACUACCGGAGGACCCAGCCCCUGAACAACAGAGUGGUGGAAACCAACCUCAUGAAUUUCCCCCACCUACCGUAUAAUCUAGGUCCCGAGUUCCAGCUUUACAUAAAUAAGCUUGACAAUAAGCUCGAAUACUUGAGAAGACUUAUUGAAAAGAGGAACAACAACGAGAAAUCCUAG